AUGGGUCCAAUCUUACGACACCUCACUUUCGCCACGGUUCUGGAGGUGCUCUUCUCGACCGUGGAUGUCCUCAAACUCGCCCAGGCCACUCUGCAGUUCAUGUGCGACCAUGUGAGGCCCAUCCUCGAAUCGCCUCAACUUCACCUCAUCCUCUUCAAGUUCCUUCUGAAGGAGCUUCUGCGUGUCCACGCUGGAUUGAAGCUCAUACUCAGCGCGAUCGGAGCUCUGCUAGGAACCCUUGUCGCAACUCUUUGUUGGGCUCUGUUCCUCCUCAUAACCGGCGGUCACUGGGGACAUCGGUUGACACUGAACCGCCUUUGCAUCUACCUUGUCUUCUUCCUGCCCAUCGCUCCCGCGCCUAUUUUGAUCUUGCUGGGUUUUGCGGAGGACGUCUUCAGCCCGACCGCCUAUUGCACAGCCAUUCAUUUGGCCGUCUAUACGUGUGCCAUCCAACUCGCACUCGUGUAUCCAACAGCAACGAUCAAUCGGGAUAGUGUACCCGAACUACCUGAGGAAGAGAUCGUUAUGCUGCACAUGGCCAGCAACACUCUCGCUAUGCUCGUACUCAACUUGCGCAACGGGUGUGGGUUCAGUUUGACGCUGAAGUUCCUUGAGCACGGAGGGCCCCUGGACGCCGGAAACGUCUUUGCCCUCACAUCAUCCCUGUACUUCCUGACACGCGGCCCCUACCUCGUUUUCCUGUUCGGUCUGAGGGGUGCUCGACCUGUGCGCGCACAGCUUCAGGAUUAUGGGAAGAUCGCGGACGACGAGCUUCGGCCGCUUGAUCUCAUCUGCCUUGUCUACCUCUUCUGGGCGCCUUCUCUGUGCAAGGCGGUCGAUGCUGCCGACUAG
Trichosporon asahii var. asahii CBS 2479 is the source of this 852-nucleotide messenger RNA. RefSeq lists its product as uncharacterized. NCBI's taxonomy places the organism in Eukaryota, Fungi, Basidiomycota, Tremellomycetes, Trichosporonales, Trichosporonaceae. The coding region runs from base 1 to 852 and encodes 283 amino acids. The transcript is spliced from 2 exons. The record is from RefSeq and is a predicted model, not a curated record.